Anopheles cruzii is the source of this 1253-nucleotide messenger RNA. It is a transcript of the gene Pih1D1, whose product is annotated as PIH1 domain-containing protein 1. The transcript is spliced from 4 exons. Gene Ontology annotation, cellular component: cytoplasm; R2TP complex; ribonucleoprotein complex. Gene Ontology annotation, biological process: box C/D snoRNP assembly; rRNA processing. The record is from RefSeq and is a predicted model, not a curated record. Bases 70 to 1143 code for a protein of 357 amino acids. NCBI's taxonomy places the organism in Eukaryota, Metazoa, Arthropoda, Insecta, Diptera, Culicidae.
GUGAAAACCGUGUUUCCUGUUUGCUCCCCAUGUGUCUGGUGGUUUGUGAUCGUAAAAAGGUGAACUAAAAUGAGUCAACCGUCGAAAAGCACCUUUCUGGAUGGUUCCGGAUUGGACAAAAGUCUACGAAUCGUUCGGAAUGAAGCCGAAGAACAGCUGGAAAACUUCUUCGCCCCGGUCGCGGAACUUGCCGACGACAUAAGCAGCGGCCGCUCAAAGGUUGUCAAGCCAGCACCCGGCUUCUGCAUCAAAGCGUUCCGGAAGGGCACCGAGCGGAAGUUCUUCAUCAAUGUGUGCCAAACGGACGGUAUUCCGGCCCCGCGGGACAUCACCGAGGACGAACUGAUCGCCAUACUGAAUGACGGUGACCCGAGCGGAUUCCGGAUUCCGAUGAGCAUCAGCGAACCGCGGGAAAUCGUGGACAAAGGCAACAAGGACUGUUCGGUGUGUGACAUUGCCAUCAAUAAUGGUUUUUAUCGGCGCAUCGAAAACGGCGGACUGUUGCGUGAGUUUCUCAUCACGGUGCUGUUCGAUGGCGUCGAGGACAAGCAUCGCGUCGCGCUCGACGAGACCAACUUUCGCAUUCUGAAGAACAAAAAGUUUAUGGAUCGGCUCAUACCGCACAACAUCCAGAACCGGGACGUGCGGCAGGUGCUGGAGAGCUACCCGAACCCGUCGGAGGCCGACCAGGAAACGUUGCUGCAGCUGAAGGAAGGUGACAAACCGACCAAGAAACCGCUCAUCGAGGAGAUCGAUUCGGGAUCGACGAUGAAAACGGUCAAGAACGAAACGAACAGCAUCCGAACGAGCCACACCACUGCCGAAACCCCGGAGUACGUCCCCGAUCCCACGAAGCUGGCAAUAUCGCAGGCGAGCACCCGUAAACCGGAGUGUAAGCUGUUUCGCGAACCUACGAUGGGUCGAGCGAAGCGGUUGAUUGGCGAAUUCCACCUUCCGGAAUGUGAUUCUUCCAGCGAAAUCACGCUCGAUGUAGGUGAAGAUCGCAUUCUGCUGGAGGCUCGCAAGAAGGGCUAUCUGUUCGAUAUGUUUGUUGACUGCCAGAUCGACCCGAAUCUGGUGCAGGCAAAGUUCGACACCUCCACGAAACUCUUGGAAGUGACAAUGCCAGUGAAGGCUGGUUGAUCUUUUUAGGGUUGUUAGCAGAUAUCCGGAUAGGGCUACGGCAGUGGUUGUGUUUGUUUAGCUUCAUGAAAAUCGUAAUACUUUAAAAACUACUUAAUAUACGAAUAUUA